This is a messenger RNA of Misgurnus anguillicaudatus (oriental weatherfish), 4140 nucleotides long. RefSeq names its product NADPH oxidase 4 (gene nox4). The record is from RefSeq and is a predicted model, not a curated record. Lineage: Eukaryota; Metazoa; Chordata; Actinopteri; Cypriniformes; Cobitidae. Gene Ontology annotation, cellular component: plasma membrane; NADPH oxidase complex. Gene Ontology annotation, molecular function: superoxide-generating NAD(P)H oxidase activity. Gene Ontology annotation, biological process: defense response; superoxide anion generation.
CGCAUUAUCCCCUUCUGACAUCACAAGGGCAGACAAAUUUUACUGACCAAUUUUUUCACAUGCUUGCAGAGAAUGGUUUACAAAACUAAGUUACUGGGUUGUUCUUUUUCAUAUUUUCUAGGUUGAUAGAAGCACUGGGGACCCAAUUAUAGCACUUAAACAUGAUAAAAUUCAGAUACUCGUGAUAUGUCCCCUUUAAAUAUACAUCAUAGUCUUCAUCAUUUUAUAUCUGUCUGUCUUGUAGAAUACACAUACAGGUAUCCGGCAGAUGCCGGUGUGGGUUUACAAAAAAUCCCAGUCCAUCCAAUUGGAUACCCUUACAGAUCAACUGAGUUCGGAUUGCAGCUGCGCAGCUUGUGCGUCAGGGGGCGCGGGAGGUUCAGGAAUGCGACGCGAUGUUUUAGUUGGAAACAUGGGAGUGUUUAUAUCAAUUUGUUUUGUUUUCGGAGCAAUUAACGGUACACGUGUCCUGCCAAAGUAUUUGAAGUUUGGCUGACUGUUUAUAUAGUGCCAAACAUGGCGAUGGUGUCUUUCCAGCAGAUGGCGCUGUAGACCAGUGGACAUCAAAUAUCUGCCAAUGUUAUGCUUUUUAUGAUAUUCCCUAAAAUGUAGCUUUUGCAAACGUGUUUGUUACAAUGACAGUUCAUCAUAAUAAAUAAUUUAAUCACUUAAUAGACUUAAUAGCCAUUGGAAAUCAUAAAGCACCAUGGACUAUAUUAAUUCAAAUGCCCAUAUCUGACCUCUGCCCACCUCUGGUCUUUUAUACAUUUUUAUUUUAAGUCCUAAAACAAAUUUUUAUUUGUUACUUUAAGAUCAAUGUUUGUUUUUUAAUAUAAUUAUUGUUUCCAUAAAAGUACACAUGUCUGAUUUCCCUUCUAAAAAAGAAAAUAAAUAAUAAUUUACAAAUGCCAUCAAACAUAAGCUGUUUGCCAUUAAAACAUUACAAAAUUCCUUUAUGUAGUACUGUGUUUUGGCCCUUAUUCCAGUAAGAUUCAAUCGUGUCAUUCCCAUCCGAUAUCCCCAUCCCCAGUAGAAACGUACACAAACAAUCCAUGCAGGUUUCCAUUAAAACUUACUAUUGCCGUUAAAUUCACAAUAAAUAAAUUAUUAAUAGGAAUCAAAAUGUGCAUGACAUGUUGUACUUUUGUUUUUAUUGCCCAGGACAGGAUGUCUAUACUGCGCGUUGCCAAGCCGGGUGUUGCGUCGAUCGUAGGGGAGGCGCAUGACGCGAAACAUGACAAGCGUGCACGGGGCAAACCGGGUGUCAGACUCUCGCUAACUUGAAGAUCGUGAUCCGCAUUAUAAAUCGGACAGACCUGCGCCUCCAGUGAUGAUCGAGACUGAUCUACGGUCAGCGGGACAAAGUCACCGAUUAGUUUUGCGGUGCGUAAAGAACGAGCGUGCGAACUAACAAUGAGUUUAGCGCUGAGGAGCUGGAUGGCCAAUGAGGGACCCAAACAUUUCACUAUGAUGAUUUGGGUUGGCGUGAACGUCUUCCUGUUCUGGAGAACCUUCAUGCUGUACUACAGCGGAGCGCAGUAUUAUUAUUUGCACAAGAUGCUCGGGUUGGGUCUCUGCAUCAGUAGAGCAUCGGCCUCUGUGUUAAACUUCAACUGCAGUCUGGUCCUGUUGCCCAUGUGUAGAUCAGUACUGACAUUAGUGCGAGGGUCACAGCGGGUGAAUAGUAGACAGGUUCGCCGGUUGUUGGAUAGGAGUAAAAUGUUUCAUGUGGCUUGUGGAAUCACUAUAUGUGUCUUCUCAGUGAUCCAUGUGAGCGCUCAUCUCAUAAACAUGGUCAAUUUCUCUGAUAGAUAUUCUGAAGAUUUUCCUGAACUUAAUGUCGCUCAAUACAAGGGACAGGACUCCAGAAUCAUCAUCAUGAGCACAGUUCCUGGAGUUACCGGAGUUUUGUUGGUCAUAGUUUUGUUUCUGAUGUUUACAGCAUCGUCUUCCUGCAUCAGGGUGUCGAGUUAUGAAAUAUUUUGGUACACUCACAAUCUCUUUAUUGUGUUUUAUCUGAUUUUGAUUGUUCAUGCAGUGGGGGGAGCUUUAAAGUAUCAGGUAAACGUGGAGGCCCACCCACCCGGCUGCGUACACACGAACCUCAGUUCAGAUUCACCGACCAAUCCCAGAGCAGCAGGAGAGAACGAAACGCAGUCCGUCUGUCGAGAAGAUGCACGCUUUCAAUCCCAUUUCCCUCAGACGUGGCUGUGGGUCUCCGCUCCUCUCUGUCUGUACUGUGCCGAGCGCUUAUAUCGGUACAUUAAAAGCAUUGCUGAUCCUGUUACCAUCAUUUCUGUUGUCAGUCAUCCCUGUGAUGUCGUAGAAGUGCGUAUGUUAAAGAGCGGCUUUAAGCCCCGCCCCGGGCAGUACAUCCUGCUGAAUUGCCCGAGUGUGUCCUCGUUUGAAAAUCAUCCCUUCACUCUUACCACGUGUCCAACAGGGAAGAAUGCAACAUUUGGUAUUCAUCUCCGAGUGCUGGGAGACUGGACAUCGAAAUUUUCUCAGCAGCUGCUCGAACAGUCGGACAGCUCCGAGAUCCUUCCCAUGAUGCAUCAGAGGAGAUAUCCCACAGUGUACGUGGAUGGUCCUUUUGGCAGUCCGUCAGAGGAGGUGUUUAAUUAUGAGGUCAGCCUGUGUGUGGCGGGCGGGAUCGGGGUCACACCGUUUGCUUGUGUCCUACAAGCUCUCUUUGAAGAUUGGUGUCAGUAUAAGUUGAAGAGAUUAUAUUUCGUUUGGGUGUGUAGAGAUCUUCAGUCUUUCUAUUGGUUUGCUGAUCUACUGUGUGGACUUCAUGAGAGGUUGUGGCAGAACAAUCGUCCAGAUUAUCUGAAUAUCCAGCUGUAUCUCAGUGACUCUAAGGGAUUACAGAGCAUCAAUGAGGAUCAAUACCGUUUCCUGAGCUCCAGACUUCGUAUUGGUCGACCAAAGUGGAAACUUCUUUUCCAAGAGAUAGGAAGAGCCAAUCAGCAUAAAAGGGUCGGAGUGUUCUGCUGUGGACCUAAAGGUAUUUCUAAAGCAUUACACGGUCUGUGUAACUCAAACCCGUACUCACAAACUACGUUUGAGUACAACAAAGAGUCAUUCAGCUGAUGAUUCACAAAUACAUGAAUCAGUAAAAGCCAAAUAAUAAACCAAAGAAACUUCUGCUGAGGGAUGAAGAGCAGGAGGAAGACGUCUGCACUUGAUGGGCAUCAUCAUCAUCUUCAGCCGGUAACCAGUUUAAUGAUUUGCACAGUGCUGAAGAGUUUUCCUACAUGAGCAUGCCCUCAAUAAACCCUUAAAAUAGACAAUCAAAUGAUAAAAAUAAGACGAGGGUGAGAAAUGAUAACCAAACUUCACAUUUUGGAUGAAUUAUUGCUGUAUUACUUGAAGUCAUCCCGUCUGCGUUAUGUAUUAAACGCCAGGAGGUUUGGUGUAAAAUGUAUUUAACUCAUUCUUGGACUAUGUUUUGCUCUUCUAUUUAUUAGCUUUUGUUUUUACUAUUGUCAUAUUUCACAUAUAAUGUUUUCAUGUAUUACAAUUAUUUUUUUUUGUUCAGAUUUCAGGUGAAGCACAAAAAUUGUUUACAUUUUUUUAAAUGUAACAUUUAAUAUGUUUUGAGUCCAAAAUCAACUGCACUGUUAUUUGAUAACCACUGCCAAAGAUUUUAUUCAAUCUUUAUAUUUUUCAUAUAACUUUGUAUGUGUUUUAUGCAUAAAGAUACAGUACACGUGUGUCACAGUGAAGACACAAACACAAAAAUUAUCAUUAUUAUGGAGUACAGAGAUGAAACUUCAGCUAUGUUCAUAAUGAAAUACUAGCUAAAAAAAGUAUGCAUAUUGUAUACUAUUGUAUACAUUGCUUAUUGUAAUAAUACAGUAUGUUGUUUUGUAUUUGUUAUCCGAUCACCUCAUUGCAUUCAGUUCAGUGAGUAUUACUGCAAUUUUACUCCAAAUAUUAAUAAAAAAGUCUGAUCAAAGUGUCUCAGAUAACACAGUCGAUAUUACUUUGAUUAUAUUAAUAUUAGUAGUAUUCCUUGUUUAUAGACAGUUUGCAUACUGCUUACAAUAUCCACGGUCAAAACCUGUAAUCCCUGAGUUGUCAAAAGAUUAAUCGCGAUUAAUCACAUACAAAAUAAAAGUUUGUUUUUGCAUAAUA